Molecule: messenger RNA, 917 nt
Organism: Tigriopus californicus
Lineage: Eukaryota; Metazoa; Arthropoda; Copepoda; Harpacticoida; Harpacticidae
Exons: 1
Coding region: 110-358 (82 amino acids)
Cellular component (GO): nucleus
Source: RefSeq, a predicted model, not a curated record
GAAAAGAGCGCGCAUUUUCCCUUCACUCGUCUCCUAUCGUACUAAGGGUGUAACAUCGACUCUUCGUCUCUUCACAUUCGAUCGAAUCUCUCGUCCAACCCAAUCCAAAAUGGCCAAAGGAUCCGGAUUAACCAAGCCCAUGAAGCUCAGCCCCGAGCUGGCUGAGGUGGUGGGCAAGAAGGAGGCCUCCCGAUCGGAGUGCAUCAAGCAACUGUGGGCCUACAUCAAGAAGCACAAUCUGCAAGACCCCGAGAACAAGCAGUUCUUCAAGCCCGACAAGAAGAUGGCCAAGGUUUUCGGCGAGGAGAAGAUCCGCGCUUUCUCCAUGGCCAAGUUCAUCGGCGCUCAUCUGUCCUAAACCCAAGGACUCGUUGCGUGUCUACUACUCUUUCAUCAUCGUCAAUAUCCCUAACUACAACUACUACAAUUACCACCACACCUCUUCAAUUCAUAUUAUUAUUAUUAUCACUACAAUCCCCCCGUUUGACCGACCUCGGAGCCAUUUCCUCACGACGAAGACUAGACUACUCCAUGACUCCAUGCCAACCCCAAAGGUUACCCACCACCCAACAAAAUGACUUAACCAACCACCAACCAACCAACCACAUGAUUGAAGAAGAUCGAAGAAGAACGAAGCUUAUGCCAAAGUACAAAUUCCAAGCGGUCGAGGAUGCGGGCUUUGUCACUAGCCGUGGAACCCCAUUUAUCGACUGGGCUGAUCAUCGAACCAUUUCGAGGAGCGAGGCAACCAUCCAUCCCCCCAUCUUCACUCAAACUACACAUGAAAGCGAUAUAAUAACAUCUAACGUUUUGGAACCAUGUAUUUAGUAACGAAAUUCCAUUGCGAUAUAUCGCCUCGAUAGCCCAUGUCAUGAAGUUAGCAUUAUUUUUUCGAAAAUAAAUGGAAAUGGUUCAGA